Cylindrotheca closterium is the source of this 5385-nucleotide messenger RNA. The record is from the annotation of a GenBank genome assembly. Lineage: Eukaryota; Bacillariophyta; Bacillariophyceae; Bacillariales; Bacillariaceae.
AUGAGUUCACCUCCCUCGUUUGAGCCUGAAACCCAACCGCAACAUGAAUUGACCCAACUUGAAAUGGACGACAACUUUACCAUCAUUGACUCCGUCGUUUGGGGAGGACCGGAUACUACAGAGUAUGAUGAACUCGCGGCAAAACCCAAACCCGAUCGUUCUGGGGAUCCCUGUUAUUGUAGACCUACAGGCAACGGAGAACGAACUUGUGUGGAUUUGAGUUGCAUCCUGCAUGCGUGUUUGGAGGAAUGCCGAUCCAAUUGUCCGGCGGGUGAUUCCUGUGGCAAUAAGAGGAUUCAAAAGCGCGAAUGGAAGGACUUUGAAGUUAUUGAUGCUGGGAAGAAAGGUAGGGGCUUACGAUUGCUAGAAGAUGCUAAGAAGGGAGACUUGAUAACAGAAUACUGCGGUCGUGCUGUCAACAAAAAAUACUUGCCUCGCUUAUUCCAACGCUAUGGGAACGAACGGAAAUUGUACAUUAUGGCCCUCGACAAAGAUAUUUACUUGGAUGCUAGAAGUCAUGGAAGUUUAGCCCGCUACAUUAACCACGCUUGCGAACCAAAUUGUCAGGUGGAACGGUGGAAGGUCCGCGGGGUGGUCCGAGCCGCUGUCAUUGCCAAAUGUGACAUUCCAGCUGGAACAGAGCUCUCCUUUGAUUAUCAGUGGGAACGAAAGCGAGGGCGAGCUCCAACCAAAUGUCACUGUGGUACACCGACCUGUCGGGGAACUCUGGAGGUCACCAAGUCCAUGGACGAGCUGGCGUUGGAAAAGAAACUCAACGCACAUUGGAAGAAACCAUUUAUGAUGCGACCGCAAAACGAGAUUGUCAAUCGAUGCGUCAAGAUUUUUUCCAAGGAAUCUCAAAUCUAUUUUAUUGGGGAUGUCACGUCGUACGAUCCAGAUACGGGGAAGCACUUGAUCAUGUAUCGACACGAUUUUGAAGAAGUCUGGGAAGAGCUCAAGAACGAAGACUGGAUGAUUCUCGACGAAGAAGCUCAACAAUUUAUCAUUCGCAAGAAGGUGACUCCUUUCAAGAUUAGUGAUGAAUCUUCGUCUCUCUUGAACAAUAACAUGCUACCUGGAAUGCUCCUACAGGGCCGGGGACAAAUUGCAAAGAACUAUCUUUAUGUUCCGACUCAGGUCAAGACGACCAUGCAAUCCAAACACUUGAUCGAACGAUGUCAGCGAACUUGCCGUGUUACCAUCACUCUACAAGAGUUUACGAUCAAUUCUGUAAUCAACAAGACAGAACCUGAAGACACAGAACACAAUGAGAAGCUGACAGCAAUCUCCAAAAGUAAGGAUGGGGUUGCCUGGAAGUUAACCAUUUUGGGCGACGACAUUUCCAAAGCACAUGCUAUUUUAGAAAAGAACGUGGCCUUUACGGAACGGGUCCUUGCCACAGAAGCAGCAAGUGGAGUUGCCAACGGGGUCAGUCCCAGUCCAAUGAUGCCCACUCCAAAUCGAUCUCCUUUGCCCAAUGGUCCAGCCGGUUUGGCAAUUACGCCCAGCCAACUCGUGACACAAAAUAGUACCGAAGUCAUCUUACCAAGAACAAUUGUGGAUCAAGCAAAGCAAUUGUUGCCAGUUGUGAGAGACUUGUGUCGGAGCGUCAACUUUUCGUUUGCACCAUCGGAAUCGAAAAGUAAACAAUUUGCAAAGAUUUUGGUGGAUGGAAGCCUCCAGUCGGAUGUGGAAGCCGCCAAGGGGCAUCUUUGGCAUUUGUUGGAACAGGCCUGUCAAGAAAAUAAUGCUCCCAAGACUCCUUCCGGUCUAUACAAAGACUUGUGCAUUUUGGGAGGUGAGAUGAGCAGUCGUGACUUUCACAAUCUUUUGGAAUAUGGCAAGACAGAUACAGGAAACCAAUUUCUAUCGAAACAAGAGAGACAACAGCGCCAGCAACAGGAAAUGAUCAGACGUCUAGAUGCCAAGGAAGACCUUACCAAAUGGUCUCCUUUCUUCGCUUCAUUCGAGAUUUGUCAAAGAUGUACGAUAUGGGUCCAGUCUGAUUCGGACAAGGGCCGUAUUGAUAGCGCCAAUCGACGAGUGAGUGAAGCCACUCCAGAUGCACCCCGAAAGAUAUACUUUGGAUGUAAUCCGAGAGAAAUACCCAAAUUGUGGGAUCUUGUCAAGUUGCGGUCCCAAGAAGUUGGACGGGGCGUCAAAUAUUUGUACCUAGGAUCGGAUCGUUUGUAUCAACCAAUGAUGAUGAAGAACAGUGGCCGAUUCUUCGAAUUUGUGCAAAAAGCGACUGGAGCCAAUGUCACAGUAGAUGGGAUGACUGGAGAUCACUUGCGGAUUGACGGUCGCACUAAGGAUGAGUCGAGUAACCCAAUUGACGAAAACGGAAAAUCAAGAUCAGAGGAAGAACAAGCAGAAUUGGCCGAAGAAUUGGUACGAUUACAAGUCGAAAUAUUUCGCGACAAUGCCAUUCGCAAGCAGAAUUGGAUUUUUGGAAGGGAUUGGACACUGGCGGCGAAGAAAGCACGAGGCAAUUCUUCUCCUGACGGUUCACUUGCAUCCGGAAUCAGUGCCUCUUCGUCGAAAUCAGUCUCUUUUGAUUCGAAAACACUCAUGCAAGCCUGCGUCGAAAUUGAAGAAAUCGUUACAAAUCUCAAUUUCCGAGGCACGGUGGGGGCUCAUGCAGCAGUGAUUCUGUAUCGGUAUGCUGCCGUUUUGCAGGAUACCCAACUAAAGAUUCGUGAAAUAUUGCUAGCGGCUAUUUUCAUUGCAAACAAGGCACAAAAGAACAAGAAAUGGAAACCCUUGGAGCAUAUCUUGAGGGCAGCUUACAAGAGCUUCUAUCCUGGAGUGCAUUUUGAUUCGAAGAUGGCCGAAGUAGUUGUUUGGGAAGAAAAGGUCCUUGCAGCCGAAUCCGAGAUAUUGCUAUCUCUUCAAUACGAUGUCUUUUGGAAAGGUUUUGAUUGGAUUGAAGCAGCAGCAAAUCAGUCUGGGGGAAUGGAUAAAAAGUCAGCCAGAAAUGCUCUGAUAUUGUCGGUCAGUGGACCUUUCAUGUCAGCCGGGCCUGAAGUUUGGCUCGAGUAUGGUCCUGAUCAUAUAUUCGCUGCAGCAGCUGGUUUCAUGGGGGAGAAGAUAGAACCACUCUUCUCAGCGUUGUCACUGAUACCCAUUCGGGUUAUGCGUGUGGCAGAGAUUAUUUCUUCAUGCAUCAAAGAAACUGGAAGAAAACAAUCGGAAUCCAUUUUUGAGCGCAAAAAAGCAUUUUUGAGUCGGCUGGAAGGAAUCAACACAACCUGUGUGUCAGCGAUGAUUUCAUUCAAUACUGACAAUCCAAGUGGACAGCUUUCCGAGCGGGAACAGAGAUAUCGCAUCAUUGGAGAUCGAUGUCGAAAGCGACGUGUCUACUCUCAGAUUGCCAAGGUAACGAUAAAGGAAUUGAUACUUCCAUACCUAGAUGGUAUCAGUGCGGAAAGUAAUUGCAACAUUUACAUCGAGCAAGGCUCUCAGGAAGGUUUCUAUGAUGUCGCGAUGGAAGGCUCAUGGAGAGCCAUUUCGAUUGCAUCCUUCUUAUUGGAUGAGUCGGUAAGAAGAAUGGGACAAUUGCCGUCGCCAUUGGAUAGUACAACCAAUGUGAAAUCUACAAGCAUCAUUCAAGCAAAGGGGGAUGCUGGUUUGGUUCAAAUGGAUUCCAUUGAAACUGUUGAUGCUUGGAUGGGGACUAUACAAGCAGAUAUUGAAAAGAAGGCACCCUGGGGACGCAAGACGGGGGGAAAGUGCUGUGUUCCAGGCAAAAUCAAGGAGUCAGAUUUGAGGCAAGCUGGAUUGAGAUGGUGGCUUCCGCCAAGAUAUGGCCCAACCACCUCUGGGUCCAUUUGCGAAAUGUUCCUCAUCAACAACGGUGACUCCGAAGCAAUCGAAGCCCUUGGGGACCUGACGCAGGCAUUCCAAGGCGAAUCCGAGGCAUUCUCCCGCCUGAAUUCUGCUGCAUCCCAGCAAUUGAAUGGCAACAGUGAUCGAUUUGUAGCACUUUCAAUGCAACGAUGGCCCUCCGAGAAAGUGGCCAAUUACGAACAGAAAUUGGUAGAUGGCUCCAAGAAGGAUCCAACGAAGGCUUCCACGAAGGAUUCCAAGAAGAGGAGGAAAGAUAGGGAGAAAGACACCGCUCCAGUUAAAUUGGGCUUUUCCCCAGCUGCUUUGCAAGAGAUGCAACUACUUCACAAAAUUCAUGGGCUCAUCAAGUCUCCUUACGGUCAUCCGAACUUUGUGCUUCCUGUUGGUGUUGCCAUGCCAUCCGAAGUCGAAAAAGAAGACGUUGAUUCGCCAGUGAGCGGAUCAAAAAUCUUGGAUCAAAAGCGUAUCAAUGAUGACAUUGAAGACAUUUUCUCGCUCACAAGAACAAGCUUGGAGAACGAGGCCGCGGCUCAAAGUGAACGCAAACGAAUUGAAAAGAUAUCGGGUCCACAUCUCGUUUUCCAUGCAACGCCCUUUGUCAUGCAACGUUUCUGCAGCAAAAAGAGCAAGAAAGAACCAGUCAGUCCAAGCAUCCUUGCAGCAUGGUUUAAUGACUUGCUAUCCGCGAUGCUGCACUGUCACUCCAAUGAUAUAGUCCUGAGAAACUUUCAAGGGGAUCAAAUUGUCGUAGACCACAGUGGAGUCGCCAAGUUUGCUGGCUUUUAUCGUGCCACGAUUUUGAGUUCCGCAGACAGGUUGAUGGAUAUUUACAGAAUGGCAGAAGAUGGGGAACUCAAACGCGAAGAAAAGAGCAAGAGCACAGAAAUGCUGAGCAAUCCAUAUGCAGCACCUGAAAUACUAUUGGGGGCACCCAAAUUCAUGAAAGAAACCGACAUUUGGACCUUGGGCUGCUUCUUUGCGCAUUUGCUCCUGGGUCGUCCAGCUUUUGGUGGGAGCAGUCGAGACUCACCUCCCAGUAGAGAAUCCAUGCUGACAGCAAUGUACAAGAUGGUUGGGGUUCCUGCCGAAGAUAACUUUCGAGAGGCAGCAAAAUUCCCAUACUACCGCAAGCCGGCAAAGAAGUAUCCUCCAGAUGUGAAGAAAGCUCUCAAUGCCAUGUUGAAAGACGAAGCUCCAAAACACAUGGAUGCCAUUGAUUUAAUUGACAAGAUGCUUCGAUUGGACCCACGAGACCGAGUAACAGCCGAAGAGGCCUUGCAACACAAAUUUAUGCAAGAUUACAUCGAACAGAGCAACGAAGCCGAGUUUCGUGACAAGUUUGUCAAUGACUGGAUCUCGUUGAAACGCAAUUCCAUGCGCCCCAACGAUGAAAUGGAAAAGGAACGUGGAAUCAAACGCAAAGCAAUGCUAAUGGCAGCCUCCAAUACCGCCGCAGAAACCAAGACGGAAGCCGACGAUCUAUAUGAUAUGGACGACCUUAUGGAGUCAGCGACGAAGGCAGCCAAAGUGGAUUAA